Pistacia vera is the source of this 2652-nucleotide messenger RNA. RefSeq names its product putative disease resistance protein RGA3. The record is from RefSeq and is a predicted model, not a curated record. Bases 1 to 2652 code for a protein of 883 amino acids. Gene Ontology annotation, molecular function: ADP binding. The transcript is spliced from 3 exons. NCBI's taxonomy places the organism in Eukaryota, Viridiplantae, Streptophyta, Magnoliopsida, Sapindales, Anacardiaceae.
AUGGCUUAUGAAAUUGUUCCCUAUGUGUGGAAGCGAUUUUCUUCAUUAAUCUUUGUUCAAGACACACACAGAAAGGUGUUGCGUGCAGCGGGUGUCAGCAAAGAAGUAGAAAAGAUUGCCAAAAACUUUAAAGAAAUUCUAGCUGUUCUGCCGGAUGCUCAGGCACAAGAAAUGGAGGAACCGAAUGUGAGAGAUUGGUUAAAUAAGCUCAAAGACAUAUGCUAUGAUAUAAAUGACGACUUUGAUGAGUACAGCACUUCAUUUCUGAAACUGCAAAUUGUGGGGGCUGAAAAUCCUCUGUUUAAAAAGAAGGUAUGUUUCUUCUUUCUUGCUCCUCACAUUUUCUUUACAGCAGUUGCUUUAUGCCGUCAAAGUGCUGUUAUGAUAAAAAAGUUAAGUGGAAAACUAGAUGAUAUUGUCAAAGAGAAGGGUAAAUUUAAUCUUAAGGAGAGUGAGAGUACUGAAAAGCAAAUACAGAUUACCUCCUCAUUUGAUCUAAGUGAGAUACAUGGUCAAAAUAAAAAAGAAGAUAUUUUAGUUAGCAAGUUAUUGGGUGAGGGUACUAGUGUGAUCUUAGUUGUGGGUAUGGAAGAGAAAGGAAAAAUUGGAGAUGCUUGCAAUAAUAAUGAGGUGAUUAACAAUUUCAGUGCAAGAAUAUGGGUAAACAUAUUGGGCUCUGAAGAAAAGUGUAGCAUUAAAAGUGAAGUUUCAGAAGAAGAUUACUAUCGAUUGGGAUCAUUUGAUUCUCUAAAAUAUGGUGGUCUUGAUGGAAGUAAAAUUUUAAUUACCACAAGUGAUGAGAAGUCAGUUGCUUUUAGGAUGAUGUCAGAUGAUAUUAUAACGUUAAAUGAAUUAUCUGAGGAGGAAAAUUGGUCAUUGUUUGAAAAACGAGCGUUAUCUGAAAGAUUAACUGAGGAGCGUGGACGCUUAGAAAAAAUUGGUAAAGAAAUUAUAGGGAAGUGCCAAGGCUCGCCUUUGGCCAUACAGGUCAUGGGCAGUCUAUUACGCUUUAAAACUAGUCAGGAGUGGGAGUUUAUGUUAGACAAAGAAGUUUGGAAACGAGAAGAGUCAAAGGGUUAUAGGAUGAAUAAAGAUGAAUUGAUUAAAUUAUGGAUGGCUCAAGGUUAUCUUGGGUUAGAACCAAAUAUAGAGAUGGAAAUACUAGGUCAAAGGUAUUUUAACUACUUAGUAAGUCGAUCCUUCUUAGAUAUUGAAAAAGAUGAUAAUGAUAAUAUUAUAAGUUGUAAGAUUCAUGGUUUAAUGCAUGACUUUGCCAAAUUUCUGAAACGGAAAGAGUGUAUAACUAUAGAAAUUAAUGAUAGUGUCGAAGAGCCAUUCAAAAACUCUUCCCAUGACAAAGUUUAUCAUUCAAUGUUAAUGCUUAAGAAAAGAAGUUCAUUUUCGGUCUCUAAUUGGGAUGUCGAAAGGUUGCGCAGUCUCUUCAUUAGUUGUGAAGAUGAUGACUACCCUUUAGACAAUGAUAUUCUACCACAGUUGUUUGGUAGCUUGGAUCGUAUAAGGGCAUUGAAGUUUGAUGCAUUUGGUGAUUUUAUUAAAGAGAUUCCAACAGAAAUAGGAAAACUCAUACAAUUAAGAUAUCGUGAUUUAUCUGGGCAAAAUAUAAAAAAGCUACCCGAAACUUUGUGUGAGUUAUAUAAUCUACAAAGUUUAGACAUUUCUCGGUGUGAAGAACUUAAAGAAUUACCUCAAGCAAUGGGAAGGUUAAUAAACUUGAGGCAUUUAACAAAUGAUAAUACUGAUUCAUUAAGUUACAUGCCAAUAGGGAUUGGGAGAUUAACACAUCUCCGAACAUUAAGUGAAUUCAUUGUAAGUGGUGCUGGUAAUGGUACUCAUGGUAACAAAGCGUGUAAUCUUGAAAGUUUAAAAGAUUUGAACCGUCUUCGAGGGAAACUUGUCUUAAGAGGGUUAGGAAAUGUGAAAAAUGUGAGCGAGGUUUUGAAAAUGGAACUUAAAAAUAAGAAAAACCUCUCUGGUUUAGGGGUAAUCUUCGACGGGGAUAUAGAAGAGAUACAUUAUAAUGAUAAAUCAAUUCUCAAGGCCUUACAACCGCCCUUAAAUUUGGAGAAACUUGAUAUACAAUCAUAUAGAGGGAGCACUUUUCUCUCUAAUUGGAUAAUGUCAUUAACCAGGUUGAGAGAGUUAAGUCUCAAUGACUGCAUAAAUUGUAAGCAUUUGUCUUCUUUUGGAAUAUUACCCUCUCUUGCAUCUCUAAGGAUAAGUAAAAUUUCUAGUGUGAAAAAUGUGGAUGAUAAAUUUUGGGGAAUAGAAAGUGAUGGCAGAUCUUUUUUAUCGUCAUCAACUAUUCUCUUCCCCAGAUUGAAAUAUCUCAAAUUUUCGGAUAUGGAAGAAUGGGAAGAGUGGGAUUAUAAGAUUAUAAGGGAGGGAGAAGAAAAAGAAUGUCCUCAAUUCAUGCCAUGUCUUGCCUCAUUGGAAAUCAAUUUCUGUCGCAAAUUAAAAGCACUGCCAGACGACAUUCUCCAGAGGACAACAUUGAAGAAAUUGGAGUUUUAUGAAUGUCCUGUUUUAAGACAAUAUUUCAAAAAAAGAAUGAAAGAGCAGUGGCCCGAGAUCACUCAAAUUUCUACCAUCAAAAUUGAUGGUCAACAUGUGCAAGGAGACCCUGAUCAAUGA